AUGGAUGAACAUACGACUGAAGUGGAAGGGGACAUGUACGGGCCGCUUAUUUUACGACAUCAGAGAGAGCGUCCUUUACCACAUCUGUCCAUCCCAUCACCACCGCCUUGUUGCUACUCUUCUUUGUCAUUAUUUUCCUUCCACGGGCUUAAAUACGACGAAGGGUCGAGCCUCACAUCGGCAUUGGAAUUUUUCGGGGAAAUACUGAACGCGUUGCAACAGAAUAAGAAACGACUCUAUUCCGGUAAGGAACAUAAAAUACAAGGUAAAAAGAGGAAGAAGAAAUCCGAUCGCAAUCGGUUUCCCCGGAAAUUAACACGCCGGUAUAUUUACAACGAGCAUCCGUGUGGAUGGACAUUGGCAGAGGAUUCGAACCUAACUCUUAUUAAUAAGAGUUACCCAUGCAUUAAACCCACUAGGAUAUCGUACUACGAUGCAACGGCCACCAUUUCACGCCCUUUGGCAGUUCAGUCAAACCACGGCCUCCCCGCCCACCUCAAGUUCGCAGCAUACAUGGAUAGCUUGUUAACCUUCACACGCAUCUUCAACACCCCGCACCCCGACCCCAAAAUUCCGAUACGGUUGAAAUCUUACAACUCUUCAUCCUCACGAACCCCCCCUUCCCACCCAACCAAGUCCGGCGUCCUUCCAAACCGCGCCGCGCCAACAGCCGCUCCAGCGUCCCCUCCUCAAACCCAAAAUUACCAUCCAUCCUCAGUUUCGCGCCGGGUGAGCGCCUGGAUGAGGGUAUCCGUGACGAUUGGGAACCGGUAG
This is a messenger RNA of Guyanagaster necrorhizus, 774 nucleotides long. RefSeq lists its product as uncharacterized. The record is from RefSeq and is a predicted model, not a curated record. The transcript is spliced from 4 exons. NCBI's taxonomy places the organism in Eukaryota, Fungi, Basidiomycota, Agaricomycetes, Agaricales, Physalacriaceae. The coding region runs from base 1 to 774 and encodes 257 amino acids.